This is a messenger RNA of Bufo bufo (common toad), 3633 nucleotides long. RefSeq names its product O-GlcNAcase (gene OGA). The transcript is spliced from 16 exons. The record is from RefSeq and is a predicted model, not a curated record. Gene Ontology annotation, biological process: glycoprotein metabolic process. Bases 262 to 2985 code for a protein of 907 amino acids. Gene Ontology annotation, molecular function: beta-N-acetylglucosaminidase activity. NCBI's taxonomy places the organism in Eukaryota, Metazoa, Chordata, Amphibia, Anura, Bufonidae.
UUCGGGCGCAUGCGCGGUCUGAGGUAAACAGACUCCUGGGCGAAGACGGUCGGCAGAUCGGUAAUUCGCUGCCGGUGACGUACAACGGAGGAAAACCGGGUGUCGUGAGCGGCAAGAAAGACGAUUGAUAACCGGCUGCCGUUUUCUUUUUGAGAUCCCAGCCCUGCGGGGUGUUUUUUUUUUGUUUGCCCGUGUCUGAGCCGACUGGUUCUAUCCGGUUCUUGCGCCUGCGCACUGAGUUCCUGGCGAGAAGAAGACAGGAUGGUGCAGAAAGACGGGCAAGCGGCGGCCGCCGUCCUCUCCGAACCGGACCAGGAGGCCAACCCGAACCCCCUGGUGCCUGAACUGGUGUCCCCCGUGCCUGCAGCAGAGGACACCGACACGGAGACCGAGACCUCGGCGGGCAGGAGGUUCCUGUGCGGCGUCGUGGAGGGUUUCUAUGGACGACCGUGGACUAUGGAACAAAGGAAGGAACUUUUCAGAAGACUUCAGAAGUGGGGUCUUAACACAUACCUCUACGCUCCAAAGGAUGAUUACAAGCACAGAAUGUUCUGGAGAGAGAUGUACUCGGUGGAAGAAGCUGAUCAGCUCAUGACCUUGAUCUCUGCUGCUCAGGAAUUUGAGAUCGAGUUCAUCUAUGCCAUAUCUCCAGGACUUGACAUAACUUUUUCCAACCAAAAGGAAUUGUCUACACUGAAGCGCAAAUUAGACCAGGUCACGCAGUUUGGGUGCAAGUCGUUUGCUCUUCUGUUUGAUGACAUUGAUCACAAUAUGUGCCCAGCAGAUAAGGAAGUGUUCAGCUCUUUCGCCCAUGCACAAGUAUCCAUCACUAAUGAGAUUUAUCAAUAUUUAGGUGAACCAGAAACGUUCUUAUUUUGUCCCACAGAAUAUUGUGGGACCUUUUGUUAUCCAAAUGCUGCCCAGUCGCCGUAUCUGAGGACAGUCGGCGAAAAACUGCUCCCUGGCAUAGAAGUGCUCUGGACAGGUCCCAAGGUUGUUUCUAAAGACAUUACCGUGGAAUCCAUCGAAGAGGUUUCCAAAAUUAUCAAAAGGUCACCCUUGAUCUGGGACAACAUCCACGCAAAUGAUUACGAUCAGAAGAGACUUUUCCUCGGACCCUACAAAGGCCGCUCAACUGAACUUAUUCCACGGCUCAAUGGCGUUUUAACCAACCCAAAUUGUGAAUUCGAGCCAAACUAUGUCGCAAUCCACACGUUAGCUACCUGGUAUAAAUCUAACAUGAAUGGCGUGAGGAAAGAUGUUGUAAUGACUGACAGUGAAGACAGCACCGUGUCCAUACAGAUUAAAUUGGAGAAUGAAGGCAGCGAUGAAGAAUUAGAAACCGAUGUACUGUACAGUCCCCAAAUGGCUCUUAAAUUGGCGCUGAUAGACUGGCUGCAAGAGUUUGGUGUGCCUCUUCAGUAUAGCAACCGUCAAUUAGCCCAUAGCGGCGCAAAAGCCACUGUUGUCGGAAUGGCGCCGUUAAAUUCCACCUCAUGCCUCAAUGCAUCAACGACUGUUACGACGGUUUACCAGCUGCCUAUUAUGAGCCAAGGGACCGCAGGAAGCGAUGACCCACCAAUGCCUCCAAAAGAGGAGGAGGAGGAGAAGAAGCAACUGGACGAGGAACCCAUGGAGAUGGUGGUUGAAAAGAUAGAAGACGUUAAUAAGAACCAAAUCUUAACAGACAUUGUCGAGGCUAAAAUGUCAGAGGAGCUGAAGCCGAUGGACACUGAUAAAGAGAGCGUUGGCGAAGGCAAGUCCUCUGAAUCCUGUAUGCAGGAGGACGUGUGUAAUGACAUCGCCCCAAUGCAGACUGAUGAGCAGUUCAACAAGGAGCCGUUUAUCCCUGGUCCUAAUGAGAAGCCCCUUUACACUGCUGAAGCGCUCACCCUGGAGGAUUUACAGUUACUUGUCGACUUAUUUUACUUGCCUUAUGAGCACGGACCAAAAGGUGCACAGAUGUUAAAGGAGUUUCAGUGGCUGCGCGCCAACAGCAGUGUGGUCAGCGUCAACUGUGUUGGACAAGACACAGACAAAAUAAGCGAAUGGAGAGACCGAGCAGUAAAGUUUGAAGAGAUGUGCAACGUCCUAAUGACCAUGUUCACUCGGCUUUCUAACUGUCCAAACAGGACCAUCCUCUACGACCUGUACCCCUACGUCUGGGAUAUUAAGAGUAUCAUUUCUAUGGUGAAGUCUUUUGUUCAGUGGCUAGGGUGUCGUAGUCAAUCUUCAGCACAGUUCUUAAGUGGAGAUCAAGAGCCCUGGGCCUUUAGAGGAGGUCUAGCAGGAGAGUUCCAGCGUUUGCUUCCAAUUGAGGGAGCAAAUGACCUCUUUUUUCAGCCACCUCCCCUGACACCGACUUCCAAAAUCUACACCAUAAGACCCUAUUAUCCAAAGGAUGAGUCGUCUGUUUACAGGAUUUGUAGAGAAAUGUACGAUGAUGCGAUGGACGAUCUGCCAUUUGAGAGUCAGCCUGACUUGAUAGGAGACAAGAUUGUCGGAGGACUCCUGUCUCACAGUCUUGACUACUGCUUUGUAUUGGAAGACGAGGACGGGAUAUGCGGUUAUGCUGUGGGUACAGCAGACGUGUCCCCUUUUCUAACAAAAUGCAAACAUUCCUGGAUACCUUUCAUGCAGGAGAAAUAUACUAAACCGAAAGAGGACAAAGAGCUAUCUGAAGCAGAGAAAAUAAUGCUCAGUUUUCACGAGGAACAAGAAAUAUUACCCGAUACAUUCCUAGCUAGUUUUCCCUCUUUAAUAAAAGUGGAUAUUCAUAAGAAAGUUACGGAUCCGAGUGUGGCCAAAGGAAUGAUGGGGUGCCUCCUGUCUUCUCUUAAAGCCAAUGGUUCACGCGGUGCUUUCUGCGAGGUGAAACCUGACGAUAAACGAAUCCUGGAUUUCUACAGCAAGCUCGGCUGCUUUGAGAUUGCCAAAAUGGAGGGAUUCCCUAAGGAUUCUGUUAUUCUCGGAAGAAGCCUAUGAAGACUGUUUUAUUCCUCUGCAGAAUAAGCUACGGAGACAGAUUGCAACUUAGGGAAUCAUGCAAGAUGGCGGCAGCUUUACCCGCAGGUUGUCUGGACUCUUCCUAUGCAUACUAAACUUCACGAGCGAACAGCGUCUCAGCAAAUGUCUAUAAUGUUCUGUUGGUUGUUUGCAUGGGCCCUCACCCUCGGAGCAGCGCGCUCCCCAAGAUUUGUUUUUAUGUCGUCCUGAUUUCAGUACCUGAUAUUUCAUUGCCUUCUCCUAUUUCAGUCGCGGAUUUCAGAGGAUUUCUAUUUUUCUUCCUCCCUCGCUGGGAGGUUCACAUUGCCAAUUUUUUCUUUCUGUAAGCCAGAGAAAAGGUGAUAACACAUAGCACUUGGUAAUAGGGGCCUUUUAGAUACGGGGCAGGACACAAAAACCUAAGCUUGUGAGUAAGCUGGACCCCCUGAAGUAUUGGCAGAGGGGGGGGGGGACAUUGGUGGGCUGCGGAGGCUUAAAAAAACAAUAAGCGAAGCCUUUCUGUAAAUGUCGUGUAGAGAACUGUAUGUACAGUCUGCAUUUACCACGUUAUGUUUUUUGUACAUUAUAUUCUGUUUCUUUUUACAAUUUCUGAUCCGGCAUGGUUCACGUAAUACAAUGGUUAAACUC